Phasianus colchicus (ring-necked pheasant) is the source of this 2741-nucleotide messenger RNA. RefSeq names its product oxidative stress induced growth inhibitor family member 2 (gene OSGIN2). Lineage: Eukaryota; Metazoa; Chordata; Aves; Galliformes; Phasianidae. Gene Ontology annotation, molecular function: growth factor activity. The record is from RefSeq and is a predicted model, not a curated record. Gene Ontology annotation, biological process: negative regulation of cell growth.
CUUUCCCCAGCGUUGGGGGAGAGUUCCGCCCGCUCCCUCGGCAGCCGGCUGCGGCGGCGCAUCCCCCUGCGGGGCGGGCAGGAGGAAGCGCGCCCUCCUCCUCGCUCUCCUCCCGCUCCUCCCUCCCGGUGCUGGCGGCGGCUCCUCCUUCCGCGUGUGACCCGCAGCCGCCUGCGAGCGGGGAGGAGGCGCGGCGCGGCCCCAGUGUGGCGACGGCGGGAGGAGGAGGAGCGGGAGCCGCGGAGCGACGUCCCCCCGCAGCCCCGCCGCCGGGCCCCGCCGGCGCCCCGAGCCCGACGGAGCCCCCCAUGCCCGUGUGGUGCUGCCGCUGCUCCUUGGCCGGUCCCGUCAGAAAUUACAACAGCUCUGAAACUGAAGGACAGCUCCUGAAUUCCUUUGGCCAGUAUUUUGGUGAUAGCCUUGGGAAGAAGAUAAAAAGAAUGCCUUUAUUAGAAGAAACUGUUCUGCCUGGGGACUCUCUUCUUACUCUGCCUGUGGUAAUAAUAGGAAAUGGACCUUCAGGAAUUUGUCUUUCAUAUCUACUGUCUGGGUACAGGCCGUAUUUGUCUCCUGAAGCUGUACAUCCGAACCCCAUUCUCCACACAAAAUUAGAGGAAGCCCGACAUCUUUCCAUUGUUGAUCAGGAUCUAGAGUACCUGUCUGAAGGCCUUGAGGGACGCUCUUCAAACCCAGUUGCAGUGCUCUUUGAUACACUGCUUCAUCCUGAAGCUGACUUUGGAUAUGACUACCCAUCUGUUUUGCACUGGAAGCUAGAACAGCAUAACUAUAUUCCCCAUGUAGUGCUUGGUAAAGGCCCACCUGGUGGGGCUUGGCAUGCCAUGGAAGGCUCUAUGUUAACAAUCAGUUUUGGAGACUGGAUGGAACUGCCUGGACUCACUUUCAAGGAGUGGGCAGCUAGCAAGCGCAGAAAUAUAAAGAGUGACCGAGUAAUGCCAGAGGAAAUAGCUUGUUAUUAUAAACACUAUGUUAAAGUCAUGGGCCUCCAAAAAAACUUCAGGGACAAUGUUUACAUAACGUCAGUAUCCAGACUUUACCGAGGAGAUGAUGAAGACAGAAGUCAACUGAAUGAAAAUAUUCCAACACAGCAUUUGGAAAUGCAAGAUGGACAGAAACCACUGAUUAAGCGAAACUGGGAAGUCAGAGGUUAUCAGCGAGCAACAGAUGGUUCUCAUGUGCCCUUCUGCCUCUUUGCUGAGAACGUGGCUCUUGCCACGGGAACCUUUGACUCUCCUGGCCGACUGCACGUUGAAGGUGAAGAUUUUCCUUUUGUCCUUCAUUCCAUGUCUGACUUCGGAGCUGCUGUAGGCAAAGGAAAGCUACGUGGGAAAGCAGACCCUGUGUUAAUUGUGGGUGCUGGACUUACUGCAGCUGAUGCAGUACUGUGUGCCUACAAUAACAACAUCCCAGUAAUUCAUGUGUUUCGUAGAAGAGUUACUGAUUCGAGUUUGAUUUUCAAACAGUUACCUAAAAAGCUUUACCCUGAGUACCAUAAGGUCUAUCAUAUGAUGUGCACUCAGUCACAUACUGGGGACUCUCAUCUGCAUUCUGCUUACACUAGUUUCCCUGAACACAAUGUACUUUCCUUUAAGCCUGAAAUGAAAUGUGUUCUUCAGAGUGCCUCUGGACUGAAGAAAAUCUUGAAGUUUUCUGUAGCCUUAGUUCUGAUAGGUUCUCACCCAAAUCUUUUCUUUUUAAAGGACCAAGGACAUAGCAUAGGUCAUCACUUAAAUCAGCCCAUCACGUGCAAGGGGAAUCCUAUUGAGAUAGAUCCAUAUACAUAUGAAUGCACUAAAGAAGCAAACCUCUUUGCUUUGGGUCCUCUGGUUGGAGACAACUUUGUACGGUUUCUAAAAGGAGGUGCAUUGGGCAUUGCACGAUGCUUGGCAAUAAGACAAAAGAAGAAACAUGAAUUGAUGGGCAGUGAGGAUGGAGGAGGUGAUGGGGUACCAUAAAUAAGGCAUUAGAAACUUUUCACAUAUGGAACUAGACUUAGUCUAACAAAACACUCACUGACAGCAAAAGUUGUUAGCAGUGAUACUUCUAUAUACAAGUAACCUGUGCUUGUAUUGUUUGAUAAAGGAUGCUGAUACCAUAAUACUUCCUUUUCAAAAUGCAAAGAUUUGAUCUGCUGUUACAACUGAUCUCUAUCUACUGGAAUUACUUCCAGUGAAACAGAAAAUGAGACUAACUCUUACUGACCUACCUGUCAUCUCUUGCUCAGUCUACUCUUUUGAGCAGACUUCCUCUGGAAAAAGCAAUGCAUGCCAGGGUGGGCUUACCUUUCGGUGUCAAACUUGACAAAAUAUUCCUAUCCUGAAAUUAAGUUAACUUCAAAAAGCAGAAGGCUGUUAGUAGAAAGUGAUGCUUGGUCCCAAAGCAAAUUUGGAGCCUUUUGAAGUGGGAAUUUUAUUUAUUUGCCAUAGUAAUACUUGGAACGAGCACUUACAAAAUGGUCUUUACGAUACGAAGGAUUUUCCAUAAGCAGAGAAGUGUUGGUCAGCAGUCACAAGUGACCCUAUUUGGCAAUUGGAAUAAAAGAAUAGGCAUUCAUGUUUAAUCUUCAGUGCAUGAUUUGACAAUCCAUUAAUGUUUUUUUCAUGCAAUGCCUAGAUUUUGGUGAGUAGAGAAGGACGUGACGUGAGAUGUUCCCCUGCGGUGGUAUGUACAUUCUGAGAAAACUCACCGACAUAAACAAUAAAGUACUGAUGUAAGUGCUCUUA